AUGUUACUCUCGCCAAAGAGCUAUGUGUGGGUAUGCUUCCUUGUUUCGUUUACUGCACUUUCGGUUUCAACAAGGCAGUCUCGCACCGAUUGCCAGUCAACUUGUGGAACCGUCAAAAUCGAGUACCCGUUUGGGACCUCUUCUGAUUGUGUUGACGAAGGAAAGUUUCUCCUAAGGUGUGAUGAGAAGGAGCAAAAGUUGUUUUUGAACAACUCAAACUUAGAAGUGCUUCGCAUCUCCUCGGACGACGGAGAAGUAGAGGUACUGAUGAAUGUUAUUUCCCUAUGCAACAACAUGGAAGGAGAUGGUGGAAAUAAAAACCGAUCUAUAGAAAUACCUGGUUUUAUGUUCUCGAACAAGAACCAAUUCUUUCAAGUUGGUUGUAAUAUUUAUAUUUUUUACAUUUUCACGACGAGGUAUGGAGGAACCACCACAUUUACAUGUGAUACACAUUGCGAUUCUCUACGACCAGUAGAUAAAUUAUGUUCUGGUUUAAAUGGUUGCUGCCGUACUUCAGUCUCUAAUCCAGUGAAGUAUAUUGAUUGGUCGUCGUCGUCCUGCUCGUAUCCUUGCAACUAUGUUUUAAUGGUCAAAGAGGGAUAUUUCAUCUUUUCUGAACCGGAGGAUCUUAAAAAUCUCCGCAACAUUACAAGGUUUCCUGUGAUACUUGAUUGGACGAAACAAGGAACAUGCCAACAGGCUGCAAACACGAGCUUUUGUGGAGAGAAGAGCAGAUGCAGCAAUAAUGGACCCGGGUAUUCUUGCAAAUGUCUAGACGGGUUUGAAGGGAAUCCCUACGCCCAACAUGGCUGCAAAGACGUGGACGAGUGCAAAGUGAAUGUUCAUUCUUGUGGGAAGCACCAAACCUGCAAGAAUGUCGAUGGAACCUUCAGGUGCAAGAAGAAAAAGGAAUGGACAAAAAUCAUUCUUUCCAAACUUAGAGAGAGGCGCUUCGAGUCAAACGGUGGAGUCUUGUUGGCGCAGAGACUCCUAGAGUCACCGAAUCAGUGUAUCAAGAUAUUCACCGAGGAAGAGAUCAAGCAAGCCACUCACGUCACGAGACCAGUUUUCUUGGUGGAGGAGGCCAAGGAGUCGUAUUCAGAGCCACUCGCGAUCAAAAGAUCUCGAAACUGGGACCCUGACCAAGCUGGGCAGUUCGUUAACGAAAUCAUACUGCUUUCCCAAAUCAACCACCCUAACAUACCUCCACUUCUCGGCUCCUCCUCUAGACCUGUUCCUACCAGAACAGGCCAGCUCACCACAUUGGUCCAAGGUACCUAUGGCUACCUUGAUCCGGAGUAUCUCCGGACACGUACCUUAACAGAAAAGAGCGAUGUUUAUAGUUUCGGCGUGGUCUUGCUGGAACUGCUGUCUGGAGAAAAGGCGCUAAGCUUUAACCCCCCACACGGGGAAAGGGUUCUGGUCAGUCACAUAGACGCCGCGUUCAAAGGAAAUCGCCUAAGUGAGGUGAUGGAUCAGAGGGUGGUGACUGCUGACAAUCAGGCAGUGAUCCACCAAGUAGCUCUUCUGGGGUUGAGUUGCACCAGAAUGUGUGGAGUUGAACGGCCAGAUAUGAGGAGAGUGGCUGAAGACCUUCGAGGUUUACAAGCUUCAGGACAAGUAGUACUGCAGGAUGAGGCAGGUCCAUCUGGAUCCGCUUUUGAGAUCGAAGAAAUUAACUAG
This is a messenger RNA of Brassica rapa (field mustard), 1683 nucleotides long. Its product is annotated as wall-associated receptor kinase 5-like. Gene Ontology annotation, molecular function: protein serine/threonine kinase activity; calcium ion binding; polysaccharide binding. NCBI's taxonomy places the organism in Eukaryota, Viridiplantae, Streptophyta, Magnoliopsida, Brassicales, Brassicaceae. Gene Ontology annotation, biological process: cell surface receptor signaling pathway; protein phosphorylation. Gene Ontology annotation, cellular component: plasma membrane. The record is from RefSeq and is a predicted model, not a curated record.